Messenger RNA from Xenia sp. Carnegie-2017, 1635 nucleotides. RefSeq names its product trifunctional enzyme subunit beta, mitochondrial-like. Gene Ontology annotation, biological process: fatty acid beta-oxidation. Gene Ontology annotation, molecular function: acyltransferase activity, transferring groups other than amino-acyl groups. The coding region runs from base 94 to 1527 and encodes 477 amino acids. The transcript is spliced from 18 exons. Lineage: Eukaryota; Metazoa; Cnidaria; Anthozoa; Malacalcyonacea; Xeniidae. The record is from RefSeq and is a predicted model, not a curated record.
AUCAUAUUCAUCAGACAACAUUUUGUAAGUAGUGACGUCAUAAGCCAAGAUGUCUUUUUGAUGUAUGUAAAAUAAUCAACGAAUCGUGGCAAUAUGGCGUCGUUUCUGCAAGUCGUAAAAUCUCAAAGAUUAAUUUUCCGAAGGUUUUUACAUAAGACUACGUCGUACGAAACCAAUGUUGUUUUCAGUAGAAAUUUUUCAUCAUCUCGAGCAAACGAUGCUGUUGGAUGUAAAGGAGCGAAAGCUAAAGGGAAAAAUAUUGUAUUAGUGGACGGAGUACGUACUCCGUUCUUGGUUUCUGGAUCUGAUUACAAAGACAUUAUGGCUCACGAUUUGGCACGAGGUGCCUUACAAGGACUUUUGAAAAGAACAGGAUGUCCGAAAGAUGUUGUCGAUUAUAUUGUCUUUGGAACGGUCAUUCAAGAAGUGAAGACAAGUAAUGUUGCAAGAGAGGCUGCUCUUGGUGCAGGAUUCUCACACAAAAUUCCCGCUCAUACAGUUACAAUGGCCUGUAUUUCAUCCAACCAAUCCAUCACAUCAGCAUUGGGUUUGGUGGCGAGUGGUGGCGCAGAUGCCGUCAUUGCUGGUGGUGUUGAGACAAUGUCUGAUGUACCUAUCCGACUAAAUCGAGGUCUUCGUAAAAUAUUGUUGUCGUUGAAUAAAGCAAAGACAUUGGGAGCUCGAUUGGGUUUGUUAUCUUCAAUCAGACCAAAACAUUUUGCACCGGAACUACCCGCUGUUGCAGAAUUUUCUACAAAUGAAACUAUGGGACACAGUGGCGACAGGCUUUGUGCAGCGUUUGGUAUUUCACGACGAGAACAGGAUGAGUUUGCAUUACGAUCUCAUACUUUGGCAGACCAGGCUACCAAGGAGGGCAAGCUUACCGAUUUACUUGAAUAUAAAGUGCCAGGAAAGCCAUUGAUAGUGAAUAAAGACAACGGUGUUCGCGUAUCAACCUUGGAAAAAAUGUCGAAAUUACGUCCAGCUUUCGUUCGUCCUUAUGGAACAGUUACUGCUGCAAAUGCGUCAUUUCUGACUGACGGUGCAUCUGCCUGUCUUAUUAUGACCGAGGAGAAAGCUCUUGCAAUGGGACUGAAACCUAAAGCUUACCUCAGAGAGUAUGCUUAUGUAUCACAAGAUCCCAAAGAUCAGCUUUUACUGGGACCAGCUUAUGCUACACCCAAGGUUUUAGAGAAAGCAUCCCUUAAGAUCAAGGAUGUUGAUGUCUUUGAAUAUCAUGAGGCAUUCGCUGGUCAAGUUUUGUCCAACCUUAAAGCAAUGGACUCAGAUUGGUUUGGACAAAAUUACAUUGGCAGAAAAGAAAAGGUUGGUGCCAUACCGAUGGAGAAGUUAAACACCUGGGGUGGUUCAUUAUCUAUUGGUCAUCCUUUUGGCGCCACUGGUGUACGUCUUGUUACUGCUGCUGCUAACAGACUCAUUAAUGAAGAUGGAAAGUAUGCUUUAGUUGCUGCUUGUGCUGCAGGUGGACUGGGACAUGGUAUGAUCGUGGAGCGAUACCCAUCUUAAAUUUAAAGAUUCUGUUUUAACCAUUACGAGAAUUUAUGUCCUUUUGGCAAUUUUAUACAAUAGCAUUAAAUUGUAUUAUGUAAAAAAAUGAAACCCAUUCUUGCAUAA